AUGAACCAAUUCGUCUCUACUCGUGAUGCUGCACAGCCACCGUACGAAAGCGCUUCGACUCGCAUGCUUGACGUGGUCAUCUUUGCCGGUGGUGAAUCUUUUGAUUUAGUGCCGCUUUGCGCCUUUGAACCAAAAAGCAUGCUUCGGAUCUGCAACCGACCCCUAAUUUGGUACUGCCUCGCUCCUUGGAUUGAAGCAGGCUUUCGUACCUUCUUCCUCUGCGUGAACGAGGACUACGCGACGCUGCACACAUACCUAACGCGAGAGUUCCACGACGUCGAGUUUCACUUCGUCCUUGUACCGCUUACCCUCAACGACCAUCCCUCCACGACCUGCGAUGCGGUAAAGGCGUACCUAAAGUACAAGGAGUUCAUGCAUCGUUCCGGAGCGGACGGUUACACUGUCGAAGAGGUGCGACCAUCCGAAACGAACAUGGAGGGCAACGAUGGGGAACGGGUGGUUGUGAGUGGCGUGCGCGGGAGUGUGGCGGGAUUUAACGCAAAUCCAUCCAUUUCCGGAUCCAACCGCGAUCCCCUGACGGUGGAGCAUGCCGUGCUUCAUGGGAUGCACCGCGAUGCGGUGCUGCUCAACUGCGAUACGAUCUUAGCCGGGAUAGACAUUGAGCGCUUCGUCACAAGCUUUUAUACUUCUUUGGCCUCUGUUAUGGCUCUCUUUUUUAGACCUUAUGUAGAACCCGCGGCGCCCCCAGUGCACGAAAAAGGAAGGGAAAAAAAGAAAAGUGGCGCCGCCGCCGAGCCGGCACGAAAGGCUUUCACAUAUGAAUACUCCUGUAUUGGUUAUGAAGAAGAAAAAGCGACCGCGACGAUGGUGGCUAUUGGUGAAGGAGGAGAUAGCAGCAAAGGGGGGGUUAGGAAGGGUUUUGAGAUGCCGUUUUUGUCGAUGACCGAUGUAUCCUCCGCAGUCAUCGCUCCCACCCAUUUGGUGCCCAAUGCCCCUACAGGACCGGCUAGCACCCCCGUGCCGAUGGCCGAUGACGAAGUUAUGAUGCGGCACCGCUUGUAUUAUGUUUAUCCACUCGAUGACAAUCCAGAGUUGCGUAUCACGAUGGGGUUUGCCGCUCGGCGGCCGAAUAUGAUAUUCGCCGCGAACGUCGUGGAUGCCAACGUCUACAUCGUGAAGCACUGGGUACUCGACUUCAUAGCGCAGUCGGCCGGCAUCCCCGACGAGAAUGUGAACAAAAGUAUCAUUCCCCUCCUUGCUCGAAACCAGCACACCACCAUCAACACAAGCGAGAAUGUCUUUCUCACGCCUGAUAAAAAGAUCGGCAGCACCAUCCCGACGCACUGGAUGUUCACCAAGUGUGCGGAGGCGAUUGACGUCCAGCUACUGAACGCCGUCCCGGGAUUGCUGUUGCCGGAGAAAGCGGACAACCUCCGGGUUUUCUGCACCAUCCUCGAGGAACAGCCCUACACGCCGUGUAAGGUCUAUCGUAUUAACACACGGGACAACUUCCAGGCUAUCAGCCAGGAGAUUAUUAGAAUCAAAUGCCAGCUCCUGCAGUCCUCUCCUGAUCCGACCUCGCAGUCCACGGGGCUGGCGCCUGUACAACCACGAACAGGACUGGGGAUGGGAAGCCCGGAUCGGCACGACGCGUGUGUGACGACCAGCCCCCUCCCUGUUCCGGUCUCACGUAAGGGCUUCAGCAGCUUCACCGUCUUUCCGGCCGGCCCACCGAUGCAGUCCGGGGGCGCCAUCGCCCUUCUCCUCCCUACCAACCCUUUUACCUUGAAGUCACGGAUCGGGGAUCAGCAGGUGUAUAUCGUGGAUAGCUUUGUGGAGUCGGUGCCCUCGGUGAACACGUUUAUCACUCGGAGUGUGAUCGGGCCCAACGUGACGAUUGGGGAGGGUGCUCGCAUUACGGAUAGCAUUAUUUUAGCGAACGUCGAAAUUGGGGCGAAGACGGCGAUCCUCAAUUCGGUGGUGGGCACCGGUGCCGUGAUCAGCGCAGCGAAGCGGAUCACCAAUUGCAUCGUCGCACCGCGGUGUUAUGUUGAGGAAGAUGAAAGUGAUCGGAUUGUCGAUCACGAAAACUGA
This is a messenger RNA of Phytomonas sp. EM1, 2055 nucleotides long. The record is from the annotation of a GenBank genome assembly. Lineage: Eukaryota; Euglenozoa; Kinetoplastea; Trypanosomatida; Trypanosomatidae.